Protopolystoma xenopodis is the source of this 375-nucleotide messenger RNA. NCBI's taxonomy places the organism in Eukaryota, Metazoa, Platyhelminthes, Monogenea, Polystomatidea, Polystomatidae. The record is from the annotation of a GenBank genome assembly.
AUGAUUCCCAGCAUCAGACAGUGGACUUGGUACAUUCUUGAACGUUUCGCCGGCAUCGUAGUCGGUAUCAUCAGUGAAUUUUGCCAUUCGCCGCACCAAGCUACGAAACUCGUCAAAGAGACAAGACGAGUUCGUAGCUUGGUGCGUCGAAUGGCAAAGCUCACUGAUGAUGCCGACUACGAUGCCGGCGAAACGUUUCAGAAUGUAUCAAUUCCACUGUUAGAUGCUGGGAAUCAAGACAAAUACUAUGGCAGACGACUUCGGACUCGGUGCGUUCUACAUAGUAGAUACGAAGAGAAACUUGCUUACGAUGAAUCUCCUGAGAUAACAUUGUUAGGGGAACCUUCAUUUCGAAUGAAAGUACAUGAAGAAUAG